GUUUGUUUCAAAAACCGCGCCCAAAUAUUCACACGCGCAUUCUCCAGUGUGAGUGGCAAUAUCAAUAUUCACGCUCCAAGAAAUCGAAAGGACAUGGCAGACCCACGUGUACGCACAUUGAAAAUCAAGACGGGCAUUGUCAAACGGUUGACAAAAGAAAAAAUAUCAUAUGAGGUAGAGUCUGAACAGCAGAAGAAACGAAUUGAGCGCAUGAAAACUGAAGGCAAGGAUGACUAUGACAUCAAGAAGCAGGAGGAAGUGCUCCAGGAAUCAAUGAUGAUGGUGCCUGACUGUCAGAAGAAGCUCGCGCCCGCUGUCACUGAACUUCAGAAAAUUCUGGACGAGGAGGGCGACAUGGUAGAACUGGAGGAGUAUCAGCAGGCUGUGACUAUUGUCGAGGACGCCAAGAAACAUCUGGCCGUGUAGGGCGUUCGGCCCGCCGCCCAGUGCCUUGCGCGUUCACCUCUUGUUACACUCGUCAUUCCGAAAUAAUCGUCGUUAAUUUAAGUGAUUUGGUGUGUGAGUUGUCAAUAGUUUAGUGACUAAGUCGUCUGAUUUCUCGCGCACUAACGAGGUUCGAGUCAUGUGGCAUCAGAGGCCACCUCCGCGGCCACCUGGUGGAUACUCCGUGCCAUCUAGCGGUGUGUUUAACAUUCAAAACUUCAGCCGUCCACCGCCGGGGCUGGCCGCGCCCCGACCGCCCGGGCCCGGACUCGGGCCGUCGGUACCUCCCGGAGUUGGGCCCGCGCCCAGUUUUCGACCGUCAUUCCCUCCCCCGCCUUCAAUGCCGGCUGCGGCAGGCUCCGGCCCUGUUCCAUUUGGAGCUCCGCCAGACCGGUCCAUUCCUCCGCUGGACCGGUCUAUGCCCCCGCCGGGCCGGUCAAUGCCUCUGCCGGGGUUUGGAGCCGGAGAGCCGCGCCCGCCGCGACUCCCCACAGCUGCCCUCUUGCCGUCCGGUGUCGGCAGACCGCCGGUUCCAUCCGCACCACCCCGCCCUGGUCUGUUGGCGCCACCCGGCCGCGAACAGCCUCCCUCGGCCGUGGGAGGUCCACCGCAGGUGACCGCCCUACCGCCCGGUCCACCGGCGGCGGCACACGGGCCUGUCCCCUCCCCGGCCCUCCCCGGCAGCGGGGCGAUGGGGGAGCGUGGUACAGAGGCUGGUAGUAGCCGUGGAGCGAUGAAUUCUGCUACGGAACGCUGGUUGGCGGCCUGGGCCGAGCGGAGCGGUGUCGCGGCUAGAUGCUCUGAGGAGGCAGCGAAAAAGAAGACAUCGAAAACGGUAAACUUGAGCAGCCUCCAGGCGCUAUCUGAGGCAGAACUGGCGCGACCGGAGACGGCGGCACAGCUGCGGCGAUUGGUGGCGCAGCGGCGCCGCCGACGGUCAGCUGAUCGUAGGCGGCGGCAGGCGGAGCGGCAGCGACUGCAGAGGAAGCACGCUGAUAUCGACGCCUGGCAGGCGGCCAUCCAGCGGCGAGCCGCCCGUGAAAAGGAGGAGGAGGAGAUGAAACGGGAGGCGGACAAGGUUCUGGCCGAGGUGCGCAGGAAAAUCAGCGACGUCGAAAAACAACUCGAGACGUUGGACGAGCUGCGCACCCUGCGAGAGGUGCGUGACCUGAAGGCGCGCGCGGCGGGCCUGUUCAGCAGCGCCGCCUCCGACCAGCGGUUCGCAGAGGUGACGGCUCGUCUGACAGACCUGCUGGACCGCCACCUGCAGACCUACGAGACGGAGCUGCGCGCGCUGCAGGCCAUGACGGCCGGCCCGCGGCCGCCGCCGCCUCCGCCACCGGCCGCCGGCGGUCCGCUGUCGGUCCUCAGGGCGCUGUUCGGAGCGGCUGGUGUGAGUCCGGCCGCCGCUGCCGCCGCCGCCGGCGGGGGGAGCCAAUCGGAGGAGACCGACCACCGGAUACACAUGGUCGACUGGGAGGCCGACCCGCAGACGCUGCUUAAUAUCAGGUCUGACUGGGACCGGUACCUGGUCGGACCGGAGGACCCGCUCGGCUCGGCUGUGCCCCCCGCCUGGGUGACGCCGGCACCGCCCAGCGGCGACAUCUGGGCCGGCUGCCUCGCCGCGUGACGAACUGAACCGUCCUGCCGCCGCCACAGUCGUCGCGUUUUGUCUCAGACUCCGCAGGCUACCGUACCUCCUCGCCUGUCGCUGAUUCCUUCGAGUCUGCCAUCACCACCGACGGUAUCGCAACCACCAGCGUUACUGUCGCCGGGACGGCCUCUCGCCAUCUCCUCUCCCUGCGUAGAUACUGACUGCGGCUUGUUGGAACAGGCGAUUAUCACAACUGUUUUCGAUUAUUUGCAAAUAAGACACAUUUCUUGAUAACACCGUUACGACGAUACUUACAUUUGGUUAGGCAUGGGCUGUGUAUGCAUCAUUGUUCAUUUGCGACGGUCAAUGAUAAUAAAAUGUUCUUUAACACA
Messenger RNA from Amphibalanus amphitrite, 2430 nucleotides. RefSeq names its product programmed cell death protein 7-like. The record is from RefSeq and is a predicted model, not a curated record. NCBI's taxonomy places the organism in Eukaryota, Metazoa, Arthropoda, Thecostraca, Balanomorpha, Balanidae. The coding region runs from base 584 to 2074 and encodes 496 amino acids. The transcript is spliced from 8 exons.